AAAAAGUAAACUAUAUUUCUUUGAAAUUAAUCAAGUAAUCAUUAAUCAAUCUUAAGAACAUCUUCUAAGCCCAAUUUCAUGCCCAGGUUUUUAGGUGCUUGAUGAUCUUCUCAUUUGGCUCUCUCUCUCUCUCUCUCUCUCUCUCUUUUUAAAUUUUAAAUCUGAUCUGGAGUGUUUAGUGCCAUUUUACAGUGUAUUUUUAGUGUUGGGUUAGUGCCAUCUGAUCUGGGAGAGAUCUGGGAGAGAGGGUCAAGGGUCUUGGGCGAGCCUGGAGGAGAGUUCUAGGAGAGGGUCAAGGGUCUUAGGCGAGUCUGGAAGAGAGUUCUGGGAGAGGGUCUUCAGUCUUGGGCAAGGCCGCGAGAGUUUGGAAGAGAAAUUUUACACAAGUCCAAUUGGAGGGUGUUUUUGGGACACUAACGGAAUGACCGGUUAGAAGAUAUUCUCUUGACCCAAUUUCCAUUGCUUAUAUUUUGAGGAACCUAACCAAAUCAAUCUCCCGUAUUGUGAAGAAGAAGAAAAGAAAUUAGUUUUUGACGACUAGUUGAGGUGAAGGCCGAAGAGAAUGCGGUUCAAGAUGUACGGUUCAUUCCGGUGCAGAAUGGUGCUGCUGCUUCUGUUUCUGCUUCUGGAUUGCAACUUCAGCAAUUGUUUAGCGGACACGUCUUCUGAGGCUACUACGCACACCAACAACUGGGCUGUUUUGGUCUGCACCUCUCGGUUCUGGUUUAAUUAUCGACACAUGGCUAAUACUUUAUCCUUGUAUAGGACAGUUAAGCGGCUAGGAAUACCUGAUGAGAGAAUAAUCCUCAUGCUGGCAGAUGACAUGGCUUGCAAUGCCAGAAACAAAUACCCUGCCCAAGUUUUUAACAACGAGAACCACAAACUUAACUUGUACGGAGAUAAUGUUGAGGUAGAUUAUCGAGGAUAUGAAGUGACAGUUGAAAAUUUUUUUCGGGUAUUGACUGGGCGUCAUGAGAAUGCCGUUCCAAGAUCUAAGCGUCUUUUAAGUGAUGAAGGUAGCCACAUACUGCUUUAUAUGACAGGACAUGGAGGAGAUGAGUUUUUGAAAUUUCAGGACUCAGAAGAGCUUCAGAGUCAUGAUUUAGCUGAUGCUGUGAAACAAAUGAAAGAAAAGCGUAGAUUCAAGGAGCUGCUCAUAAUGGUGGACACUUGCCAAGCGGCGACUCUCUUCUCUCAGCUUCAAUCACCUGGUGUCUUGGCCAUUGGAAGCAGCAUGAAGGGAGAGAACUCAUACUCACAUCACUUGGACUCAGACGUUGGUGUUUCAGUUGUGGAUCGUUUCACAUUUUACACCCUUGGAUUCUUUGAGAGGCUAAAUAUGUACAAUAAUGACUCAUUGAUCAGUCUUUUCAGUUCGUAUAAUCCUAGUAUGUUGAUGUCAACAGCAUAUUACCGAACAGAUCUAUACCAACGUCAUUUAGAAGAGGUACCUGUGACAAACUUCUUUGGCUCAGUCAUGGAAAUGAUACAUACCGAUUCAGCUUAUAGUCUUCUGUCAAGAAAGGAGUCUUUCAGGGUUGAAAUCAAGAUGUCUGCAGAUAAAUCAGUCCCUGACAAGAAAAGAUUAAUGGAUAAUCCCAGUGAUUUGGAUCAAAUUAGCGAAUUAAACAUAGAGAGGGAAGGUACAUGUGGUGCAGGAUCAACAUGGCGCUUUAAAACGUAUAUGGAGUACUAUACAAAAAGAGAUGGAAAAAGUCGAAGAUGUUGAUGCCUUUGUGAGCUAUGGCUUAGUACUAAUAGUUCCAUUGUUGGCUGUUUCCAUGUGGCUAACAUGGUGAAACUUUGAGGCAACAUAUAAUCUGUCUUUCUCCAGAGUCCAGACCUUUAUCCCCUGCCCAAUGACCUUUCAAUUUACAUUUGAUUCCCUUGUAUGCUAGAGGCUAAGAAGGGAAAAUGUGGUCAGACCUUGUUCGAAGCCGAUCCAGCAUUCGAAAAUAUAUUCAAGUGAGUAGUUUUUGAA
Molecule: messenger RNA, 1981 nt
Organism: Carya illinoinensis
Lineage: Eukaryota; Viridiplantae; Streptophyta; Magnoliopsida; Fagales; Juglandaceae
Product: putative GPI-anchor transamidase
Exons: 10
Coding region: 563-1729 (388 amino acids)
Biological process (GO): attachment of GPI anchor to protein; protein localization to cell surface; proteolysis
Cellular component (GO): GPI-anchor transamidase complex
Molecular function (GO): GPI-anchor transamidase activity
Source: RefSeq, a predicted model, not a curated record